UAGACGGAGCAACAGAUUCCACUUCCGCAUGGAUUGUAACCGGCAGGGCAGGCACAACCGGAAACUGAACCUCCACAUGGCAUUUGGGGUGCAAGAUUAGGAGAGAUUUGCUGUAGUUCCUGGCAAGCCGGCAUACAGCUGAUCUGGCAACGUUGUUGGCAAGGUGACAACCAAGGAACAUUUUGGCACGUACUCAUGCAGUUGUUUAUGCACGUACCCAUACAGGUUUGUCCGGGAACGGCGCCUUUACAGGAGUUCACACAUAGUGCCUCUGGACAAGCUCCGCACUGCUGCAUGCACUGCUUCUGGCAGUCAUCAACAGUAGUCGCAAGUAUGGGACCUUGA
Molecule: messenger RNA, 345 nt
Organism: Haemonchus placei
Lineage: Eukaryota; Metazoa; Nematoda; Chromadorea; Rhabditida; Trichostrongylidae
Source: the annotation of a GenBank genome assembly